Molecule: messenger RNA, 4170 nt
Organism: Cheilinus undulatus (humphead wrasse)
Lineage: Eukaryota; Metazoa; Chordata; Actinopteri; Labriformes; Labridae
Gene: strip2
Product: striatin interacting protein 2
Exons: 22
Coding region: 115-2634 (839 amino acids)
Biological process (GO): cytoskeleton organization
Cellular component (GO): cytosol
Source: RefSeq, a predicted model, not a curated record
UUCAACUUGGGCUCCGGAGCCGGUGCUCCUGCUGGUGCGGUGCAGUCUCAGCUCUCCACCGGACCGGUAUGCACUAUCCGCGGAGGAGGAAGUGAGCCGUCCUGACCGAGAAAGAUGCAGGCGGAGGACAUGGAGGUACCUAUCAUUAAUAACCUUAUCGAUAACGGCGACAGGCAGAAGCCGAAAGGGAAAGAUGUGUUCAAGGAUCAGCAGGAGAAGUCGGAGAGCUCCAUGGAGUCUCCAAACCUGGAGUUUGAGUAUGGAGACACCGACACGCUGACUGCUGAGCUUUCGGAGCUCUACAGCUACACAGAGGAGCCGGAGUUCGCCCUGAACAGAGACUACUUUGAAGAGGACUUCAAGAGCCAUGCUCGAGGCAGGAGGUGGAUCGAGCUGACAGUGGAGGAGCAGAGGGCGUAUGUGAUGAGGCUGCUGGACGCGCUGGAGGUGACGGACAGAGACAAGAGGCUGAAGGUGGCCAGGGCCAUCCUCUACCUGGCGCAGGGAGUUUUUGACGAGUGCGACACAGAGGUGGACGUGCUCCACUGGUCCAGACACAAUGUGUUUCUCCUCUACGACAUGGGCAUCUUCACAGCGCUGCUGGAGCUGCUCAGCAUGGAGAUAGAUAACAGCCAGGCCUGCAGCAGUGCAGUGAGGAAGCCUGCUAUCUCUCUGGCAGACAGCACAGAACUCAGAGUACUACUGAGCAUCAUGUACCUGAUGGUGGAGACCAUCAGAGUGCAAACAGAGGACGACAGGCCUGAGUGGAGAACGGCCAGAGAGGCGUUUAAGAAUGAACUAGGCUCACCUCUGUACAACGGCGAGCCCUUCGCCCUGCUCCUCUUCACCAUGGUGACCAAGUUCUGCAGCAUGAACGCCCCGCACUUCCCUAUGAAGAAAGUAUUACUGCUGCUCUGGAAGACAAUACUGUUCACCUUGGGGGGCUUUGAGGAGCUCCAGGAAAUGAAGGUCCGUGGCCGGGAGCGUCUGAACCUACCCCCUCUCCCAGAGGACAGCAUCAAGGUGGUGAGGGCGAUGAGAGCAGCGUCUCCUCCGGCCUCCGCCAUGGAGCUCAUCGAACAGCAGCAGCAGCAGAAGAGAGGCCGCCGCAGCCGCAGGAGUGCCUUUGUUGAUAGCUUGGAAGGAGACAGUCCCUUUCCCAAGAAGCAGCCUCUGGUCAAGCAGGACAGCCUGGACACCUACAACGAGCGGGACCCCUUCAAGAACGACGACGCCCGGGAUGAGGAGGAGGACCCAGAGGACACGGACAGCGGCAUCGAGGGAGAGGUGGACCCCUUGGACCGUGACGUCAUCAUCCAGCCUCCGCCGCCUCCACCUCCCCUCAGACCCCCCACAGAGAGGGUUAACUUCCCCAAGGGGCUGCCAUGGGCCCCUAAAGUCAGGGAGAAAGACAUCGAGCACUUCCUGGAGACGAGUAGGAACAAGUUUAUCGGGUUUACCCUGGGAAAUGAUAUAGAGACCCUUGUGGGCUUACCCAGACCCAUUCACGAGAGCGUCAAGACUCUGAAACAGCACAAAUAUGUGUCCAUCGCUGAAGUCCAGAUUAAAAGGGAGGAUGAGCUGCAGCAGUGUCCGCUGACUCUGGGCGAGGAGGAAGUGGAGGAGACACCAGCAGAGAUGUUGUACCUGGGCAUGCUUCCUAACCUCUCCCAGUACGUGAUCGCCCUCCUGAAGCUGCUCCUGGCUGCAGCUCCAACCUCCAAAGCCAAAACUGACUCCAUUAACAUCUUGGCCGACGUGCUGCCCGAGGAAAUGCCUAUCACAGUCCUUCAGAGCAUGAAGCUGGGAAUCGAUGUGAACCGCCACAAGGAAAUCAUCGUCAAGGCCAUCUCGGCUCUGCUGCUGCUGCUGCUUAAACACUUCAAGCUCAACCACAUUUAUCAGUUUGAGAUUGUCUCCCAGCAUCUGGUAUUUGCCAACUGUAUCCCACUCAUCCUCAAGUUCUUCAAUCAGAACAUCAUGUCCUAUAUUAGUGCCAAAAACAGUAUAUGUGUUUUGGAUUUCCCCCACUGUGUGGUUCAUGAGAUGCCUGAGCUGACUGCUGAGAGCCUGGAAGCAGGAGACAGUAACCAGUUCUGUUGGAGGAACCUCUUUUCUUGCAUCAAUCUUCUGAGAAUACUGAACAAGCUGACCAAAUGGAAGCACUCGAGAACAAUGAUGCUGGUGGUUUUCAAAUCUGCCCCUAUCCUGAAGAGGGCGCUGAAGGUGAAGCAGGCUAUGAUGCAGCUCUACGUUCUCAAAUUGCUCAAGAUCCAGACCAAGUACCUGGGCCGCCAGUGGAGGAAGAGCAACAUGAAGACAAUGUCAGCCAUCUACCAGAAGGUCCGCCACAGGCUCAACGACGACUGGGCUUAUGGAAACGACAUCGAUGCCCGGCCCUGGGACUUCCAGGCGGAGGAGUGCGCCCUGCGGGAGAGCAUCGAGAAGUUCAACAGCCGUCGCUAUGACAGGAACCGCAACGGAGAGUUCACACCAGUGGACAACUGCCUGCAGAGUGUGCUGGGCCAGCGUGUGGACCUGCCCGAGGACUUCCACUACAGCUACGAGAUGUGGCUGGAGAGAGAGGUGUUCUCACAGCCCAUCCAGUGGGAAGGGCUGCUGCAGAAUCCGUGAUGGCCAGGAGGAGGAGAAGGACGAGGAGGUUAAGGGGAACAUGGCAGAGUAGCUAGAGAGAAGUUUAAAGGGUUGUUAUUUCAUAGUGGGAAGGAGGGACAACCGGGGUUUUACUGUGCAUCAGUGAUGGAGGGAUGGGGGAGGGGUGAAGAAAAAGAAGCUGGUAGAGAAGAUGGAGAUGAAGCAUUCUACUGCAAGAUCAGCACAAAAAAAAAUGCCACACAAACACAAGCAUGACAUUAACAUGUGCCUACUGUAAACGCACAUGGACAUGAAGGCAACAGAGGUAGCAGCUAAUGAGAAACCGCUGUAGCAGGAGAAGUCUCAGUCUAUUUUACUGCCCUUCUCCUGAUUUUAAACACAAAUAUGACCACUUUGUCCAUUUCUAAGUCCCCCUUUUUUAAAACUUCUGUGAUUUUUUGACUUCCUAUUUAUUUUAUAUUAAUGUGUAAGGUCAAACUUCCUAGGAUGAAUACUUUUUUUUUAAAUGAAGGUGUAAAUUUUUUAUAAUUUCAAACAAGUUUUUUGUCUUUUUUUUAUUUUUGAAAAAUGUAAAGUUGGUGUAAGAUGUAGAUUUUAGAUGAUGGAGUUCAAAGUUUUCUUAGAGGAACAAAGGCCUUUUGGAUGAAAACCACAGGGUCAUUUCUGAAACUAGAAAUGGGUGUAUUUCAAAUAAUAACAGAAUAUUAUUAUGUUGCCAAAAAGGAGAAGUAUAUACCAGCUAUGAGUGUACAAAAACGAGGGCAAGAACAAUAUGAGCCUUUAUGGAGAGACUGUAUCCUGUUUGUUUGAUUUUUAAAUAGAAAUUUCACCUUUAAUAGAAUUCCUGCAAUCCAGGUCUCCUAAAAAGUUGGUAUUUUUUAAUUUCAGAAGUAGAAAUCACAGAACAAAAUCUGUAAUAGCCAAUGUCAUCUGGGAUUGAUUAAUCCUCAAGUGUCAACUCUGAAUGGUUCCUUAGAAAAGAUAAAGGUGACACAUACCUGUUAACACAGUUCCUGUAGUCUUUAUGAAACAUCUGUCUUGUUUUGGCCAAAAUAUAACAUGGGGGAUGUUUCAAACCAACUCUAAACAACCUUUUCUAAGAACUUCUUUAAUGUGUACAGCUGUGGCACCUCCAUGGUUCUGGUUGAAUAUUAAUAGGUGAAGACAUAGUAUAUGUAGACGCUGAAUUGACUGCUUAUACAUCAACAUCGCCGCCAUAUUGGUGGAGGCAGGUCUGCCAUAUAGGGCAAUACAAGUAGAAGAGGAAUAUGUGAGAAUAAAAAGCACAAACGAGAAUAUUAAAUUGGUUUUAAUGAAUUGUGUCAUACUCAAUGGCCCUAACAUAUGUAGUAAGUACUAACAAUGACAACCUCUUGGACCAGUGGCUUUCCAAGGGUGGAAGAGGGAGCCUACCUAGGAGAAAACAAUCUAUUCCGUGGACCCCCACCCCCAUAAAAAAAUAAGAUUAAAGGUCAAAUAUGCAAAAUUCACUUUUUCUGGCUUUUCUAACAAAAAUACAUGCCCGUGGCCUGUCCACAAUCCCCCCAAGAAUAA